UGCUCCGAGCCUCGCGCGCCAACAUGAGCCCGGGGACCACUCUGGUGCUGCAGGCCUGGAUGCUGGCGGGCCUGGCGCGCUCCGCCACCCUGGACCAGGACGGCCGCGGCAUCGAGAGCUACUUCAGGGACUGCCGCACAAACAGCAGCGACUUCGACCCUUGCGUGCAGAGGGGCCUGAACAUGGCGAGACGCUUCUUCAAGACAGGACUGCCGGAGUACGGGGUGCUGCCCUUCGACCCCUUCCUGGCCGAGCAGGUGGUGCUGCGGAGGGGCGGGCCCGCGGUGAGGGGCAGGCUGACCCUGCGCGAGGUGCAGGAGCGCGGCUGGACGCAGUCCGUCGUCACCAGCUUCAAGAGCGACCUCGCGACGAGGACCAUCAAGUACUCGCAGUGGUUCCCGGAGAAGUUCCUGGAGGGGCGCUACGAGGUGGACGGCAAGGUGCUGCGCUACCCCAUGAGCAACAAGGGCUUCUUCAACCUCACGCUGUACAACUACACGCAGACCACGACCAUCCGGCGGCCGGAGGAGGGGCCCAUGUCCGUGAAGGUGACGGCGCUGAGGUCGGCCGACAUGAAGAUCCACGCCAGCAACCUGCUGCGGGGGCGUCCCGUCAUGGAGGGCAUCCUGGACCAGAUCAUCAACUUCAGUUGGCAGCCGUGGUUCGAGGUGCUGAAGCCGGCCAUCGAUGAGAUGGUCAGCUCGGCCUUCACGGACAUCUUCAACAAGGACUUCGCCGAGUUCCCCUUCCAGGCCGUGUUCCCCGCCUGAGGACCUGCCCGUCACCCAGGACCUGUCCGUCACCCAGGACCUGUCCGUCACUCGGGACCUGUCCGUCACCCAGGACCUGUCCGUCUCUCAGGACCUACGGAUACCCAGUCACCUCCGCACUUGGAUCAUUAGUCAUUGUAAAUACACACGAAGUAACUAUACCUAGGGACACCUGUAUUUCGCGAUUUCAUUUCAUGUCAAGGUAUUUCACAAAACACUCUAGCUUUUUCUAAGAGUCGUGGCAAAUUGUGAGGGUGCAGCAGUACGGUGACCACAUUCUCAUUGGCCCCGUCAAGAGCGGGACGACACCUCUCACCGACUUCAGUCAAUAACCACAGGAGAAAAGCUACAGUAUUUUGUGAAAUACCUUGACACGAAAUGUAUUCGCGAAAUACAGGUGUCCCUAACUAUACCUAAGAUGUGGUAGUACUCAAGUUCUGUCAGGAAGCAUAAGAUACACCAGGAUCUCAAAUUAUAUUUUACAAACAACUGAAACCAACGCAACACUAAUUUUCCACUGAUGAUUUUGUUCAAUUAACGCGCCUUUAAAGAUCUUGAGUCAAUAGUAAAUAUCUAUCUUUAGAAUGGUCGGCAGCCAGUGAGCAGUUAUAUGUUAUCACGUAUGCACACAACUGUUAGACAUAGCUUUUUGAUAAGUAUACUGGGGCGUUGCAGGGAUGUCCUCUAUUCUACAGAUAACAAGAAUGGCAUAUUUGCAAUGAAUUGAAUUAGCUUUGUAAUGCCGACAAGUCAAAAAUAGAACCAUGCAGUCCAACGUUUUUUUUAUCGGGCCAUUGGUUCCAAGUCCUUCGAGGCAUGUCGUAAAGUUCUGGCAUAUCCUUCACUGUCCUUCACAAAUAAAGAUAACUACAUACAGAUCACUCACUGGUUGUACCUGCAGUCAGUGACGGUUUUAAACUGGGUUUCUCAUGAUUCUCUUGUACUGAUGCUCUCUGUUACUGGCCCAUGUUCGUCCAGGCUUCUAUAGCAUCAUGGUCCGGAAGUGUAGUUACGUCCAAUCUGAUGAUAGUGUGUAGUGUGUAUUGACAUAAUAAAGGACGUGUUAGUAUGAUGUGUGACCGAGUAAAAAAAAAAAUACACCACAGCAACUCUACAGCAAAAUAAAUUUUGAUAAUUUCUGAAAAAAGUAUUUUGUGAAUCACUGUAGUUAGCUACAUUUUUUUUAUAAAAUUUGUUUAUAUCAUUACAAAUGUUUAUGUGAAAUAUUUCGUUUUCAUACGAAAAAUAUAUUUAUAUAUAACAAAAAUAAGUACAAAAAAAAUAUGUUUUUUUUGGUAAUAUUCACAAUAUUUUUUACUAUUUUUUAUGCAUUUAUUUAAACUUCUAAUAAUAUGCUUUGUCUUGUACAAAAAUGAAGUGUGAUAAAAUGAAAAUGUAAAUUGAGGAAAUAAUUUUAUUUGUGUUAAUAAACACGUAGGUUUAAUAAAUUAUUUUAUGUAAAGUAAUUUUUUUUGUGGAAUUCAAUAAAUAUUUUUCUAUUA
Bacillus rossius redtenbacheri is the source of this 2272-nucleotide messenger RNA. RefSeq lists its product as uncharacterized. The coding region runs from base 24 to 770 and encodes 248 amino acids. NCBI's taxonomy places the organism in Eukaryota, Metazoa, Arthropoda, Insecta, Phasmatodea, Bacillidae. The record is from RefSeq and is a predicted model, not a curated record. The transcript is spliced from 6 exons.